Plasmodium yoelii is the source of this 984-nucleotide messenger RNA. Its product is annotated as PIR protein. The record is from RefSeq and is a predicted model, not a curated record. The coding region runs from base 1 to 984 and encodes 327 amino acids. NCBI's taxonomy places the organism in Eukaryota, Apicomplexa, Aconoidasida, Haemosporida, Plasmodiidae. The transcript is spliced from 3 exons.
AUGGAUAACCAAAUAUGUUUGAGGUUUGAUAAACUGAGAAACUAUUUACCCGAUGACUUAAACAUCUCUAAAAGUAGUGAUAUUCAUACAUUAGGGAGUGCUAAGAAGUAUUGUCCUAUUGCAGAUUCAGAAAAUAAAUGUGAAACUAAUGCCGAUAAAAUAAAUGCUGGAUUUCUAUGGUUGUUCGAGCAAAAUAUUAUUAAUAGGAUUACUGCUUUUAAGGGUUCUAAUGAUAAAAAACAUAAAUCGUUUAUUAUAUACAUUAUGAUAUGGUUAAGUUAUAUGUUAAGUCUAAAGAAAGUCAAUAACAUCAACAACCUAAAUGAUUUUUAUGGAGUGCAUAUAAAGGAUAAUACGCAUUAUAAUACUUGUAUAAAAAAAGAACAAGAUUGUAGUAAUUCAUUAAAAGACAGUACGGGAUAUAUGAAUUUUAAGGAGUUCAUAGAAGCAAACAAAUGUUUGAUGGAUAUUAAAUUUGAAGAUGUGUCUAAUUUGUAUGAUGCAUUUAAACUAUUAUGUAAAAUGUAUACUGGACUUAGUGCAAACACAAAAACAGAUAAGAGAUAUUUAGACAAUGCUAAUGAAUUUGUUAAAAAAUAUGAUGAACUUAACAAAAAUCUUAAUAUUACUAAAGAUAGUCCCUAUUAUCAAGUAUUGUCUACAUUAUCAGAUGAUUAUAAUAAUUUUAAAAUUUAUUGUAAAAGUAAUAAAAAUGAUUGUAGCGAUAUUCAAUCCCUUUCACCAAUAAAAGUAAAAGAAAAUAGUGUACAAAGUUCUGAACGAACUUCUUUACAAAAUUAUGAAGCUACAUCACCAAGUUUGCCGAUAACAAACAAAUUAAUUCCAGUUUUAUCGAUAAUUGCUGCAAUACCAAUUUUCGUGGGAAUUGCUUAUAAGUAUUCGUUAUUUGGAUUUCGGAAAAGAGUUCAAAAACAACAUUUAAGAGAAAAAAUAAAAAAUAUAAAGAAGAAAACUGAUCAUUAA